AUGACUCGUCUCUAUAAUCUCAUCGUGUUUCUUCUCCCUUCUGUUCUUGCUGGCUCUGUGCCCAAGACUUGCAAGGCGUACCCUGGGUCUUCAGACUGGCCUUCUCACAGAGCUUGGUCUCGUCUGAAUGAUACUUUAGACGGAAGACUCUUUGCGCCUGUUCCUCCUGGGGCUGUUUGCCAUAAGGGCUGGCCGUCUUAUGACAAAGAUACUUGCCCUAAGAUCGCUGAGGCCUGGAAGCAUUAUGAUCUUCAUACGCAGGAUCCUGUCUCGCUUAUUUAUGAUCAGUAUUCGAACUGGACGUGUCUUCCGGACCAGAGUUAUCCAUGUAGCGGAAGUGGAUAUCCUGCUUAUGUUGUUAAUGUUACUAAGGCGGAGGAUAUUAAGAUUGGAGUCGACUUUGCGCGGAAGAACAACAUCAGACUCGUCGUCAAGAACACAGGUCAUGACUACAUGGGUCGCUCCAUUGCCCCCGGUUCGCUUUCCCUCUGGACGCACCAUCUCAAAGACAUGACCUACCAUGAAGGCUCCUUCAAGCUAUACAAGUCCAAGACUGUCAUCACCGGCGACGCUGUCACUGCCGGCGCAGGAACCCAGAUGUAUGAUCUCUACACCAUGCUGGAUAAUUAUGGCCGCGUAGUUGUUGGCGGGGGCGGAAAGACUGUCGGCCUCGGAGGCUAUGUCACCGGCGGCGGUCAUUCUCUACUAUCAACUAAGCAUGGCCUUGCAGUGGACCAAGUCCUCCAGAUGACGAUGGUUACACCAUCUGGAAAGAUCCUGACCAUCAAUGAAGAUAACUAUCCCGAUCUCUUCUGGGCAAUGCGAGGAGGCGGCGGUUCAACUUUCGGCGUCCUCACAUCCAUCACCAUGAAAGUCUACAAAACCCCCAAAAUCACCGCAUCCGCCUUCACAGUCGGAACGUCCGCAGCCGCACCCUUCAAAUACGAUCUCCUCACCUACAUCCUCUCCCAGUUCCCCUCUUUAUCCGACGCCGGUCUUUCAGGCUAUACAAACCUCAGCCCCCAAACACCCAACCCCGCCGGCGGGCCCGACGAAGUAGCCGGGAUCCAAGGUGUCUUUGCGGCACAGGACGUCAACGACCCAGAGUACAUUCUCAAGUUGUUCAAGCCGAUUAAUGAUACUAUCCAGAAGCGGUGGCCGGGGGCUGUACAGUUUAGUGCUACGAAGGAAGAGUAUGGCUCGUUUUUGGAGUGGUACGAUGUUUACUUUGAUCAGGGUGCUGCGGGGGUGACGCUGUAUCUUGCUUCGAGAUUGUUGGGUAAGGAGGCACUAGGUGAUGGGAAGGAGUUUAGGGGGGCGUUGGAGGAGAGUUUGGAUGCUGCUGGGGGGUUGACAGUUCAUUUGAUAGCUGGGAAGGGUGUGAGGGAUGCGAAGCCCAGAGGAGGGAGUGCAGCUGUCAACCCGGGAUGGAGGAAGAGUUAUGUUCACGCGAUUUCUGGAGAGGCCUUUGAGCCUUUCAACAAGACUUCUAAAGCUGAGGCCGUCAAGACGCUGAAUAGAUCCAUGGAGCCAUUCCGCAAACUAUCUCCCAACACAGGUGCUUAUAUCAAUGAGGCUCUGCCUUUCGAGCCAGACUGGCAGCAUGCCUUUUGGGGCAAGAACUACGAGAGACUUCUAUCGAUCAAGAGAAAUGUUGAUCCUGACGACGUUCUAUGGUUUCUGAAGUACCUUGACGAUGCUGAUGAAUGCCAAGACUCGAUAAACGUCAAGCGCUCGGCCUAUUGGUGCUACUGCGGACCUCUCCUCGACCCUCCAGGGCCAUCAUUACCCGUUAAUUUCUACGACUUUGAGGCCCAAGUCUUUACAGACUCUAUUCGCUCCAAGCUCAUUCCUUUUCUCGGCUAUAUCAACAAUCUUCUUGUCGACAAGGGGUUCAAAGAUUACUUUCUUACAAUACGCGCUACGACACCUACUCAUGAGUUUGACCAACCAAGAUGGCACACAGAUGAACUCUUCUUCACCACAGACGUACUCCCCGGAACACGACUAGGUCUUAAAUCACAGCACCAAAAACAUCAUAAAAACACUGGAACGGACUGGAAGAUCUGCACUACCCUUUUCGGCCCCUCAACGCUCUUCAUACCCGCAUCACAUCAACCUUCAGCGCGCAAAGCACAAGAAGCGGCUCGUGGCUCAGCGAGCACAGAGCAUGAGUGUGUGUCAAUUCGCUGUGUUGGCUGUGCAGCUGCAGCAGAUGCUGUGCGCGAUGAACUAGCAACAGUACUUGAACCUUUUGGCGCAGAGACAGCAGGAAUAGGUGAAUGCACGGUGUUCAGAGUUGGCAGGGAGUAUGGAGCAGUACACUCAGAGCCUUGUAUGAGUGAGGGAGAUAGUGGAAGGGUUUUUAUUAAUGUUGUGCCAGGGACGGAGGAUGAGUUGAAAGUGUUGAUGCGAAAAUGGGGCAUGCAGUUCCCCAGACAGUGGUGGGUUGGAGGAAGAUGA
Fusarium subglutinans is the source of this 2463-nucleotide messenger RNA. RefSeq names its product isoamyl alcohol oxidase. Gene Ontology annotation, molecular function: FAD binding; oxidoreductase activity. The record is from RefSeq and is a predicted model, not a curated record. Bases 1 to 2463 code for a protein of 820 amino acids. Lineage: Eukaryota; Fungi; Ascomycota; Sordariomycetes; Hypocreales; Nectriaceae. The transcript is spliced from 6 exons.